GCAUGUGUGCAUCUGAUAUUUUGUUGAAUACGAUAAAAACCUGAAUACAUAUAGGUGCACUUUCCGAACAAUACUUAUUCUCGUCAAGGCGAGUGCGUUGUAAAUAAGAAAAAGUGUUAAAAUACCGGUGUUUUCUUCGAAAAUUUUAUUUUAUGUAGCACUGUGAGAUUGCAGGAUGUCUUCCAAGAGUUUGAUUUUGUUCUUCGAGUUGUUUCUAAGCUACAGUCUAGUAACUAGUCAAGUCUUUGACGGCGAUGUAGUCAUCGACCCUGGAGCAACCAUCAAGUCUGGUGCAGUCAUCGGCUCUCGGACAUUCAUCCACUCUGGUGCAGUUGUUAACGCUGCGGUCAUAGACUCUAAUGUAUACAUCCGUUCUGACGCAGUCAUCGGCAGUGGUGCGAUCAUCGGCCCUCGCGUAAUCAUCAACUCUACUGCAGUUAUCAACAAAGGCGCAGUCAUUAACUCUAAUGUAUUGAUAGGCUCUGGUGCAUUCAUCGGCUCCGGUGUAGUUAUAGACUCUGAUGUAUUCAUUAACUCUAGUGCAGUUAUCAACAAAGGGACCGUCAUCGCUCCUAAUGCAUUCAUUGACACAGGUGCAAUCAUUGGCAUUGGUGCAAUCAUCGGCUCUCGUUCAGCUAUCCACUCUACUGCAGUUAUCAACAGCGGUGCAGUCAUUGACUCUGAUGUAUUGAUAGAGGCAGGUGCAGUCAUCGGCUCUAAUGCAAUAAUCGGCUCUGGUGUAAUCAUUAGUUCUAAUGCAGUCAUCAAAUCUUACGCAGUCAUCAGUUCUAAAGUACUUAUCUCCUCUGGUGCAGUCAUUGACUCUAGGGCAGUCAUAGACUCUAAUGCAAACAUUGGCUCUAAUGCAUUUAUCGGCUCAGGUGCAGUUGUAAACGCCAGUGUAAUCAUCGGUUCUAAUGCAUUCAUCGGUUCUGGUGCUCGCAUCAAUACUACAGCAUUGAUCGGUCCUGGUGCAGUCAUUGGCUCUGAUGCAGUCAUCGGCCCGAGGGCAAAAAUCGGCUCUAAUGUAACCAUCUCUCAUGGCGCAGUCAUCCCUGCUGAGGCAUCCAUCUUACCUGGUGCAGUCAUUUCUCCUAUUGCAAUCAUUCCCUCGAAUGCUGUGUACUCCUCCAAACCAGUGACCUUCCUUGGUGCAGCUGGUAAUGACACCAGUAGCUCCAUCGUCUUCCGUCCAUAGCUAUAUGGUCUUAAUUUACUUGUCAUACUCGUAUAUUAUUUAAUACUAUGAAGCUGAAGAGUUGGUCUGCACGCGCUUAUCUCAGGACGCUUGAUUUGCAAAAAUUCAAGACAAGCUUUAGGGUUCAUUUUGUAUGGAUAUAUGUACUUGGAUAUACCUGCACCACGCUCGUAUUCUUUUGGUCGUGAGCAAAACCGCCAUGUAUUAUUUUUUUGCACGCUUUCCGACAAAACUUGCCCUAAAUUGAUUAGUAAGGUACUUUUCUAUAGCUUGUAACUGUUAUUAGGACAUGUUUUUGUGACAGAAAAUUAUUGAAAAAUUGUAAACAUAUCUUAUUUACUUACAUACCACGAACUCUAGCUUUAGAUGUAAGCAGUAACUUUAUACUAUUUUAUGUCAUUAUUUCUACUUUUAUAUUCACUGUAUACAACAAUAAUUAAACAUAUAAUUAAAGUAAA
Molecule: messenger RNA, 1656 nt
Organism: Helicoverpa zea (corn earworm)
Lineage: Eukaryota; Metazoa; Arthropoda; Insecta; Lepidoptera; Noctuidae
Product: UDP-3-O-acylglucosamine N-acyltransferase-like
Exons: 2
Coding region: 176-1198 (340 amino acids)
Source: RefSeq, a predicted model, not a curated record